UGCUACAAAGACUCCAAUAUUCUCAUCAACAUUUUUCAAAGAGAAAUAAAUUUCUUUUACAAGCCAAAAUGGACAAAUUAAGGCCAUCCCCAAUUCUUUUAUUUAACGACAAACAGAUGGAGAAUGUCCGUAAGGUAUUUAAUUACGAAGACGUGAAUAAACUAAAACAAGAUUUGGAUAAUUUGGAGGAUUGGAUAAGGAAACAAAACCAUUUCGUCGUUAAGGAAUUCGAUAGAAAAUAUCUUGAGCGGCUUCUUCUAUCGAGUAAAGGUUCUGUGGAGAUAACUAAGAAACGUUUUGAUAGAUUAUGUACUAUGAGAAAGAUAAUGCCAGAAAUGCUCAAGAACAUCGACAUGAAAAAUGAAUUCAUUUCGCUUCAUAAGUGGCAUCGUUAUUGCGUACUACCAAAACCAACAUCAGACAACUACCGUGUUAUAAUUGCAAGUAUAUACAACCCCAAUGAACUGGAAUGUAUUGAAUUCUUUGACAUGUAUAGAUAUUUAGUAUCGAUGUUUUAUUAUUUUUUUAAUCGUGACUAUAAUGCAGGAUAUGAAUACAUUUUCGAUGCUAGGAACUACACAUUUGGAGUGGUUACAAAACUAAAUCCACUUAUAAUGCACAAAGUCGCUUCAGUAUUUCUGGAAGCAAUUGGGGUGAGACUCAAAUGCUUGCAUAUGAUCAGCGGUUCUAAACUAUUCGACACUAUUCUGUCUUUUGUGAAGCAGGCAUUAACAGAGAAAUUAGUGAAGAGAAUUGUUAUACAUGACAGUGUGGAGUCUUUGCAUAAAUAUAUUUCAAAAGAAAUUCUUCCAGUCGACUUCCAAGGCGACGAGAAAAGCAUUGCAGAAUUAUCUGAAGCGAAUUUCAAGGAACUUUGCACAGAAGAACACAUACAAUUUUUGAAAACUUUGGACAAAGCAGAAACUGAUGAAUCGCUUCGGCUGAGUGAUAAAUCCGAUGCUGAGUUCAUGGGAAUGCCUGGUUCCUUCAAAACUUUGAGCAUCGACUAAUAAAAAAUGGAAGUAGAAGACAUUAUCUACAUCUAUUAAUGAUAAUUUAUGUAUUUUUAUAUAGAGAUCGAAAAGCACAGAGGAUGGCUAUUUAAUAAUUAUUAAAAGUGGCACAGUCAAACAAUCUCUUGAAACGAAUACGAUUUGUAUUGAUGCAGAUGAAUUUGUUUAAAAAUUUGUUGUUUUUGCUACCGCCUGAAAGGCAAAUUAACGAUGAAUGGUUAGGACUAUAGAACCUAGACUUUCAAUACGAGUACACUAGCGAAUAAUAAUAAUAAGAAAGAAGGAAAAACAUUUCUAAAAGCAAGAUAGAAUAGGAAAGUGAUGCUAUUGUUAUCGUUACUGACCUGUCCUUUUCACCAGAUGCUGGCUAGAUUAUGGGUAACACAACGGCGCCUAUUUCUGCCGUGAAGCAGUAAUGUGUAAGCAUUACUGUGUUUUGGUCUGAAGAGCGCCGUAGCUAGUGAAAUUACUGGGCAAAUGAGACUUAACAUCUUGUCUCAAGGUGACGAGCGCAGUUGUGGUGCCGCUCAGAAUUUUUGGGUUUUUUCAAGAAUCCUGAGCGGCAAUGCAUUGUUAUGAGCGUAUCAUUUUCCAUCAGCUGAACGUCCUGCUCGUCUCGUCCCUUAUUAAAUAAAAAAAAAACAAAGUAGCUAACGGACACAUUGACAAAUCAAAAUGGCCAUGCAUUAUCGGGCUGUCAGUUGGUCUGUACGAUAGUACAUUAAGUCUUUUCAGUUCAGACAAGCAAGCAAUGCAGCAAGUAGAAGCCUACUGAUUUUUGAGGAAGAAAUACGUUUAUUCUUGAAGAUUACUGGCAGGAAUAUUAUGACUCACUUAGCAUCGCUGGGUUGGCAUCAUUGUAAUAUCUGCCACAACAAACAUUGGAAAUAUCCAAUUUCCCAUAACUAAGAGCUCAGCAUUCCUACCUGCGCAAUAACAUUUUUGAGAUCUUCGCUGAUACUGUAGUCUACCCAACACCCAAACUAUCUUACAUAUUUUCCAUGGCGUGUAACGGAGACGGACAUUUUAUUUUUAUUUCAAAGCUUCACGAUAAAAUUCUUAAGAUUUAACUUAACAUUAAGUAUUUUACAAAGACUUAUCUUGAUCGUAAUAAUCAUUUUAGGUUGUCUUGUUACAUUUAUAUGCUAUACUUAGUCUGAGACGAAAGGCAAUGUCAGAAGAAAAGUAUUUUUAAACACUCUACAAAGAUCCAGGGACUGUUUUUAUUCAGAGUCUCCAGAAAUACUGUCUGACAUUCAAUUAGUUCUCCACACAUCGCUAGGUGGCGUAGCACCCUUUCCUUUCGCCUUAGAUAUUUCACGCCGACAUAAUAUAGAAUUUUAAUUGAUAAUUUGUGUUUUAAUGCGUUUGCAAUGUUUAAUAUGUAUAUGUAUUAAUAUCAUUUGCUUUUGUAAAUUGAUUGUUAAAGUAAAUCAUAAUGUCUAUUAAGUAAUUCGAGGGUUUUAUUAAAUUUUUGUAAGGUAUUUUUAACUUAAUUAUUCGGUCACUUCAGUGAAUUUUAUUUAAUUUUAUUAUUGUACCUGUUUGUUGUGAUUAUAAUUUGGUGGAUUAAAUAAAUAAUUUAUAGAU
Messenger RNA from Leptidea sinapis, 2603 nucleotides. RefSeq lists its product as uncharacterized. The record is from RefSeq and is a predicted model, not a curated record. The transcript is spliced from 7 exons. Gene Ontology annotation, cellular component: membrane. NCBI's taxonomy places the organism in Eukaryota, Metazoa, Arthropoda, Insecta, Lepidoptera, Pieridae. Bases 69 to 1010 code for a protein of 313 amino acids. Gene Ontology annotation, molecular function: phosphatidylinositol bisphosphate binding.